Molecule: messenger RNA, 2208 nt
Organism: Chenopodium quinoa (quinoa)
Lineage: Eukaryota; Viridiplantae; Streptophyta; Magnoliopsida; Caryophyllales; Amaranthaceae
Exons: 10
Coding region: 141-1286 (381 amino acids)
Cellular component (GO): nuclear inner membrane
Molecular function (GO): chromatin binding
Source: RefSeq, a predicted model, not a curated record
AAUCAAACAAUCUCAAAUCUCACUUUCUCAAGUGGGGAAAAAAGAGAAGAGAGAAAGAGCCCUUCACAAACUGGAAUGAUCCUCUUCCUUUUGCUCGCCAGCAGAUCAAACCAAACUUGAGCAGCACUGCAGCAGCAACAAUGUCUUCUUCAACACCAAGAAGACGCCCAAAAUCAUCUCCCAUAAACCCUAAUUCCAAAUCAAUCCCAAAUUACUCUCAAUCUCCUACCUCUUCUUCGACGCUUACUUCAUUACUUGCAGAAAUUGAACCUCCCCCUAAUUUACUUCCUUCAAAAUCCGAUUUUCUCAAGCUCAUUGUUAUCAUCACAAUUGCUGCUUUUGUUGCCGUUUUCUGCAACUUCUUAUCCAGCUUCAUCAAUCGCCCCUCUUUGCCUUUCUGCGAUUCCGACGUCGGAGAGUACGAUGUUUCAUUGCUCGAUACAUGUGAGCCUUGUCCAAAUAAUGGAAGGUGUUACAAGGGCCAGUUGGAAUGCAUUCAAGGAUAUAGGAGGUAUGGAAAAUCAUGCAUUGAAGAUGGAGAUAUCUAUGAAGCAGCUAAGAAACUUUCAGUAUGGGCAAAAGAUCAUCUGUGUGAAGCACAUGCACAUUAUAUAUGUGAUGGAACUGGGACAAUUUGGGUGUCCGAGGACAAGUUAAAGAACAUGCUGGACAAAGGAUUCCAAGGUUCUACUGCAUAUGAUAUUAAGUAUCUGUAUGCAAAAGAAAAAGCAUUGGAGGACAUUAGUGGACUGUUGGAUACAAGAACCAUUGGCAACAGGGUCAAAGAGUUUAAGUGUCCUGUCAAAUUAGCUGAAAGUUACAAAUCAAUGACUUGUCGUGCUCGGCAAUGGGUAGCUAAGAAUCUUUUACUUCUCAUGGCAGUAUUUGUACUGCUUGCAGGAUCUACAUUGUUGCUGUUGAGAAUUAGAAGAAGAUGGUAUUUGACAAAAAGAGCAGAACAUCUUUACCAUCAGGUUUGUGACACACUUGAGGACAAUGCUAUAAUGUCUAGAAGCAUGGGUGACAGAGAACCCUGGUUAAUUGCCUCAAGGCUCCGAGAUCAUAUACUUAGUCCCAAGGAAAGAAGAGAUCCUUUUCUAUGGAAGAUGGUUGAAAAUUUGGUGGAGUCGGAUUCUCGUUUGGACCGCUAUCCAAAGCUUGUGAAGGGUGAAUCAAAGGUGGUGUGGGAAUGGCAAGUGGAAGGUUCUUUGAGUUCUUCAAGGAAAAAGAAGGUGGUUAUCGGCAGUGUGAAUAAUGGUGCAGCUAUGAAUAAAUCAUGUGGCUAAAAACAUCAAGUUGGUGAGAUACAGAGUAUGAUCAUUUGGAGAUUCAACGUUUUGACAAGUUAUCUAUUGAUUUCCAGUUUUGGAUUAUGAUGAUUGAAGUAAAUGUUAGUACACUUCUGUCCUCUACUCGUAUGUGUGAAGUUACUCUGUAUCAUGCAAUUGAGACAACUUUGUAGUUGCAUUUGGAAGACUAGGCACAUGUCCACAAAAGCCCCAAGAGGCCCUUAGAAGUUUGUAUCAGAACGUCCAUGUUACCAGAAGAAAAUUGUGUUGUAUUAGUUAUGCUGGAGACGAUUGAGGGGAAAAUUUAGCCAUUGUCAGGGGCUUGUUUCAACUUUCAACAGCUACAUCUUGUUAUAACUGAUUGCUGUACAUCUACAUCCCUUUUCUAACGCUAUUUUUGAGCAGCAACUGGCCAAGAAGCAUUUUUUUCCUAGCAGGCAGUGUUUCUGGUCUUCAGUUGGUAGUUUUGGUCAUAAAGCUGAUUAACUCUGGAAGAUAGCUAAGACAGAAUUAAGUUAGAAUUCUACGGAGUACAAAAUUGCAGACGUACACACCAUAAAGCCCACGAUCCCCCUGGAAACAGUAUCAAUCUAGCAAGGAAACAUCAUAAAUUUUUCAUUUGUGUGGAAUACCUCUCAUGUAUCAAUCUUGUAAUUACCUCGUAUAUUUAUAUUUUCAUUUCAUUUUACAUAAGAAAUUUGUUGGGAAGCUUGCGCUGUUUUCAUAAUUUGUGCUUGUAGCAUCUCAUUGACAUUCUUGAGUGGAAUGGGAUGCUAUUUGCCGACGUAUAUUGCAUGUCGCAUCUUAUAAAUGAGAUUUUGUAGUCCUACGAAUCUGUUGAUUGUGUUCAGUAAGCAGUGGAAUGGUCUCCACAUUGUGCUGUCAAUGUACAUGUAUCUGGUGUCUAUAAUAAUAUAAA